AUGGGAUUAGAUUCAAACACUUGCACCAGCGGAUCUCGGCGUUCACACCAAGCCUCUGUUUUCUGCAACUUCUUCCCCGCGAACAGGGCUAGAGCAGGGGAUUUUCCAUCCAAGUCUGACGAGCUCGGAAGCCAGAAUCGCCAUAUCUCCUUUGGUUUCUGCCGUAGUCUUUUCGGAGGGCGCUCCUCUAGAAUCUCAGUUUCCUCGAAGGUUGACCACCGCGGCCGUUUCGUCAAGCAUCUCCGCCGUUCUCUGCGCCAUACCCUUCUCCGAGACACUCUUUUCGAUCUUGGUUCCCCAACGGCAAGGAGGCCGACACAGCUACCAGACCCUCUCCUAACCUGGGUAGUCUCCUGAAUCGGUUCAGUGAAGCCAUCCUCGUUGAUUUGGUUGCGCCAACUUGAUUUGAAUACCUCGACGGCGGCCCUAGAAAUCCAAUGCCCGACCAGCGAGCACAGGAAUAAGAGAGAGGAGAGAGC
Linum trigynum is the source of this 479-nucleotide messenger RNA. The record is from the annotation of a GenBank genome assembly. Lineage: Eukaryota; Viridiplantae; Streptophyta; Magnoliopsida; Malpighiales; Linaceae.